GCUGCGUCGUACUACUGCAGCAAGAUGGGCUUUGAACCCCUAGCCUACAAGGGCCUGGAGACGGGUUCCCGCGAGAUGGUCAGCCACGUGAUCAAGCAAGGAAAGAUCGUGUUCAUCUUCUCCUCUGCCCUCAACCCCUGGAACAAAGAGAUGGGCGAUCACCUGGUGAAACAUGGCGACGGAGUGAAGGACAUCGCCUUCGAGGUGGAGGACUGUGACCACAUUGUGCAGAAAGCCCGGGAACGAGGCGCCAAGAUCGUGCGGGAACCCUGGGUAGAGCAAGAUAAGUUUGGGAAGGUGAAGUUUGCUGUGCUGCAGACGUAUGGGGAUACUACACACACCCUGGUGGAGAAGAUGAACUACACCGGCUGGUUCCUGCCUGGAUUCGAGGCCCCAGCAUUCGUCGACCCCCUACUUUCCAAGCUGCCCAACUGCAGUCUCAAGAUAAUUGAUCACAUUGUGGGGAACCAGCCUGAUCAGGAGAUGGUGUCUGCCUCAGAAUGGUACCUGAAGAACCUGCAGUUCCACCGUUUCUGGUCCGUGGAUGACACGCAGGUGCACACAGAGUACAGCUCUCUGCGGUCCAUCGUGGUGGCCAAUUACGAGGAGUCCAUCAAAAUGCCCAUUAACGAGCCAGCGCCGGGCAGGAAGAAGUCCCAGAUCCAGGAAUACGUGGACUAUAACGGGGGCGCUGGGGUCCAGCACAUCGCUCUCAAGACCGAAGACAUCAUCACAGCGAUUCACCACUUGAGAGAGAGAGGCAUGGAGUUUUUGGCUGUUCCGUCCACAUACUACAAACAACUGCGGGAGAAGCUCAAGUCGGCCAAGAUCCGGGUGAAGGAGAAUAUUGAUGUUCUGGAGGAGCUGAAAAUCCUGGUGGACUACGACGAGAAAGGCUACCUCCUGCAGAUUUUCACCAAGCCCAUGCAGGACCGGCCCACGCUCUUCCUGGAAGUCAUUCAGCGCUACAACCACCAGGGUUUCGGAGCCGGCAACUUCAACUCACUGUUCAAGGCCUUCGAGGAGGAGCAGGACCUGCGGGGCAACCUCACCGACAUGGAGACCAACGGGGUUGGGUCCGGCAUGUAG
Molecule: messenger RNA, 1089 nt
Organism: Kogia breviceps (pygmy sperm whale)
Lineage: Eukaryota; Metazoa; Chordata; Mammalia; Artiodactyla; Physeteridae
Gene: HPD
Product: 4-hydroxyphenylpyruvate dioxygenase
Biological process (GO): L-tyrosine catabolic process
Cellular component (GO): Golgi membrane; endoplasmic reticulum membrane
Molecular function (GO): 4-hydroxyphenylpyruvate dioxygenase activity
Source: RefSeq, a predicted model, not a curated record